UUUAGAUUAAAAUUUAUUAAAAUGGUUAGUAGUGCGUAUAAACGACGAGAGAAAAUAAGAGAUUGUAAUAGAAGGAGACGAUCUUUAGAUAAUGCUUCUUUGAGUAUUCGUAAUGAUGGCCAACCUUUACAAAAACGGUUUAUGCAAGAAAUUUAUCGUAAAUUUAUUUAUAUUAUUUAAACAAGAUUUAUUAAAGAUGAGAUGUCUAUUAAUUUGACAAACAGUGAGCCUAUUAAUAAAGGCGGGAGGCCAAGAAAAGUAAUUAGAUCUGGCCGUCCACGAAAGAAUUUAAAUCCUGUUCCACAGGCAGCUUUUGAUUAUGAAGUGAAUGCGCAACAAGAAUUCAAUCGUGAAAUUAAUGUUGAAGAUUUUUCUGAAUCAGUUGUUUCACAUGCUUCAACAACAACUUUAAGAAGAUCUUCCCGUAUUUCACAAUGUAGUUCACGUCUAAAUGAAGUAUUGGAUUCGUGGCCAGUUUUUAGCCCAAUUACUCAACGUUGUGACCGUACUCAUUUUGGAUUAGGAUGUGGUGCCAAAGGUGCAAACCAUAUGCCUAUUUAUUAUGACUCUUUGUCAAAGGAUGAUGUUCGGUGCAAAUAUUGCAAGGCUAAUUUAUUACCAUCCGAAGCCGUUGGGAACACUGCUUAUUCUAAAUGUUGUGCAAAAGGCCGUGUCAGUAUGUCUGAAAAGUACACUUUUUUGCAAGACAUACCUAUCGAAUUGUUUGUUGUUUUUACCGAUCCAACAAAAAUUACACAACGUGAUAAUAUUUUAAAACAUUCAAUGCUCUAUAAUGAUCAAUUGGCAUUUGGCCAUAUACAAAUUCAACGACAACGAGAUUUUACUGAGUCACAUAAGAUCGUAAAAUGUAAUAAUAUGAUCAACUAUUUGUUAUGGGAUUUUAACCCACCUGGAGGUGGCGAGCAGCCUUUGUUGCGUGGUCAACUAUUUACUAUUCCUGCUAAUGAAGCAGCAAAUAGAUUGACUGAAAUAGCAGCCGAUGUCGAAUUAGAUGUUAGCUUUUUAUAUUUUUUAAACUUAUUAAAUAUUUUUAGCAACAAUUGUUGA
Messenger RNA from Meloidogyne enterolobii, 1068 nucleotides. The record is from the annotation of a GenBank genome assembly. NCBI's taxonomy places the organism in Eukaryota, Metazoa, Nematoda, Chromadorea, Rhabditida, Meloidogynidae.